Messenger RNA from Adelges cooleyi (spruce gall adelgid), 4062 nucleotides. It is a transcript of the gene Evi5, whose product is annotated as ecotropic viral integration site 5 ortholog. The record is from RefSeq and is a predicted model, not a curated record. The coding region runs from base 316 to 2748 and encodes 810 amino acids. NCBI's taxonomy places the organism in Eukaryota, Metazoa, Arthropoda, Insecta, Hemiptera, Adelgidae. The transcript is spliced from 15 exons.
GAUUAGUUUUCAGUUUUCACUUUUCGCAGAUUUCUUUAUUAUUUAGUAUUUACUAUUUAGUAUUUAAUACUUGAUUACACACAAUCGGCAUAAGUAUAAUUAAUGAAUAAUAUGAUUCACUGCAAUUCACGAUCGUAGCGAAAACAACUACUUUUAAUAGUGACGUUUACAGACUUUACACAUACUUUAGUUGUUCACCAUAGAAACUAUUUGAUUUUAAUCAAUCACAAUGUCUUUCAACCGGCUCGGCAAACUUACGAUUAACCAAACCCGGCGGUAUCCCGACGUCUCGGCCUCAGGGCCAGGACGGUCGUGAUGAGUCCACCAGUCCUUUCGGCUGAUAUGCUGGUAUCGUCUAGGGCAGCCACAGACUAUAUUAACAAUAACAAUAAUAACGAGGACGGAAGCCGUUGUAGCAAACCGGCACUCAAUACCGAAGAGCUGGCGCUGUUAGCAAAACUCGAGGAGGCCAAUAGGCUCAUCGAGUCGGAUGCCAAAUCGUUGAAUUCCAUAUCAAACAACAGCACGCACUCCAGGAAGAGCUCCGAUGCAUCUCAAAUAUCACUAGUGUCCGGCACGGGAUCCAGCCAGGAUGGCGAAGAGGACGUAUGGGGUCUGUGGGGCCAAGUGGUCAACGACUGGGAGAGCUACAGCAAGAAAAAGAACGCUUACCUCAAAGAACUGGUCCGCAAAGGCGUUCCGCACCACUUCCGCGGCAUCGUCUGGCAGCUCCUGUGCGGCGCUAACGACUCGCCCAUUAGGAAACAGUAUCCGGAGUACAUAAAAGCUACUUCCGCUUGUGAAAAGGUCAUAAGGAGAGAUAUUGCGCGCACAUACCCUGAACACGACUUCUUCAAAGAGAAAGAUGGCCUGGGCCAGGAGAGCUUGUUCAAUGUCAUGAAGGCGUACUCGUUGCACGACCGUGAGGUUGGCUACUGUCAGGGUUCAGGAUUUAUCGUAGGUCUGCUGUUGAUGCAAAUGCCCGAGGAAGAAGCGUUUGCGGUGUUCGUUAAGAUAAUGCAGGACUACAAAAUGCGUGACAUGUUCAAACCAUCAAUGGCCGAACUCGGUCUUUGCAUGUACCAGCUGGAAAAUCUGGUUCAGGACCACAUUCCAGAACUUUAUGUACAUUUCCAAUCGCAGAGCUUCCACACCAGUAUGUAUGCAAGCAGCUGGUUCUUGACGUUGUUCACUACGGCACUAGCAUUACCAACUGCCUGCAGGAUAAUAGAUGCUUUUCUAUCAGAAGGAAUAGAAAUCAUAUUCAAAGUAGCUUUGGCAUUGCUUCAAUUAGGCAAAGAUGAUCUCUUAAGCUUGGACAUGGAAGGAAUGCUCAGAUUUUUCCAAAAAGAACUUCCUUCCCGUGCCAACAAUGAUCCGGAUGGCUUGAUGGCAUUAGCAUUCACUAUCAAGUACAAUACUAAACGUAUGAAAAAACUCGAGAAGGAGUAUACGGCCAUUAAGAGCAAGGAACAAGAGGAAAUGAUCGAACUCAAGAAACUUCGAACAGAAAAUCGACUACUCAGACAAAAAGUAGAACUUCUUGAAGCCGAGUCGAGUGAGUUGGCUGGUCUAUUGGUGAGAGGACAAGUGUCUCGCGCGGAAGAAGAAGAAACUACUUUUAUUGUUCAGCGGGAGCUAACAGCAUUACGACAUACUCAUUUGGAAACAUCGCAUGCACUCGAGAAUGCUCUUGAAGAAAUUAAACAAAUGUCUAUUCUGAUAACAGAAAACCACAAUUCUUGUCAGUCGUCUCUUGAUGAGCUCUCGUUAAAACAAGAACAAUUGUCGUUAAAAGAAGAAAUGAUUAAAGAUCUUCAAGAUGAAUUGGUAAAAGUGAGAUUGAGGGAUGCCGAGAAUGAAGCUUCAAUUCGUGAUCUUAAAGACAGAAUUGGCGAAUUAGAACACGACAAGCGAACUCUUCGAGAAUCGGUAGUCGACAAUUCUGUGGCACAUUUGCAAGAAGAACUGAUUGCAGUAAAGUUGAGAGAAGCUGAAGCCAAUUUAUCUCUAAAAGACUUGAGAACACGAGUAAACGAAAUAAAUACUCAGUGGCAACGCCAUUUACAAGAAAAGAAAAGAGUCGACCCUCCACCAGCACCUGAUUCAACGCCUAAAAAGAUAGGUAAUCUCUUGAACUGGAAUAAUGCUGAAACACAGCGGCUUGAAGAAGAGCUAAUGUCAACUAGACUUCGUGAAAUGGAAACUUUAGCCGAGCUCAAAGAAUUAAGACUGAAGGUCAUGGAGUUGGAAACUCAAGUCCAAGUCAGUGGUAAUCAACUGAGAAGACAGGAUGAAGAGAAUAAAGCUUUCCAAGAGCAGCUGGAACUUGCAGAAACAAAACAAAGAGACCUGGUCGUUAAACUUCGUGAACAGCAUAAUAAAUAUACGGACUUGGAAUCAAAGAUGAAACACGACAUAAUAUCAUCAAGAAUACGUGAAGCUGAACAUGCUCAAAUGGUUGCUGAAUUAAACCAAAAAAUAUCUAGAUUGGAAGUUAAAAAUGAAGAAAUGGUAACAGAAGGCGAGCUCAGAAAUAACUCAUUGGACGACAGUGAUAAAGUUAAAGAACUUCAGGAUAAAGUAGCUGAUCUCAAAGCUGAAGUGAUGCGGCUAGAGGCAUGGAAACAGCAGUGGGUGAACAACGGCAAUGCUCUGCCCAACAAAACUGAAAGGUCAGGAUCAGUAGAUACGACAGAAAGCGAGGUGGACGACUCAGCUGAUCUCCACCUCCGUCUGAACAGUUAAAAUCUACUCUCCACUCCUUUACUAUAGUCAUAUUAUCGAAUUAUGUCGAUAACAAACUAAAGUGAACUAUUAUUUUUUUUUUAUAAUAUAAUUAUAAUUAUUCAAGACCAAUCCACUAAAAUAGUCUUAAGUAUUUUUUGUUUUUUUUUAACAUGGCCAAAUAUUUGUUGCCGUCCUAUUAAUUUUUUUUAAAACGAUUAAUUAUUCCAAAUAUUUAUAUUUAUUUGUUUCUUUUUUUUUUUAAAUAUGUAUUUAAAUAUUAUUUUUAUCUAUAUUUUUUAGUUACCUUAUUUUUGUACUUAUGGCAAUAUUUUUUUUCCAAAGAUGAUUUUAUAUUCUAUCCAAAUCGAUGAAACUCAACGUUGCACAAAAUUUGACGCACAUACAUUCUACAAUGGUGCAAUUUUAUUAUAAUUUAUUAUACAUUUUUUUUUUUAAAUUGUAGGAUAUACCCAUACAUUCAGUAUUUAACUAUUUCAUAACAAUUUGAUGGCAAUGAUAUUUUCCCAUUAAUAAUAUGAUACCAAUCCAACAGCUAUAAAUAUAAAUAAGUUUAUUUUUCAUAUAUGUAUAAUUUGAUGACUAUUAUUUUAUAGGUUUUUGUAUAAUUUACCUUAAUACUUAAUGGUCAGUAUUGGGGGUACAACAACCAAUACGAUUGUUGUAACUCAUCCUAUUUAAACGGUAGCUAAUGUAAUACACUUUUUAUGAUCAUUUUAAACAAUUACCUUGUAUUAUACUACUAAAAAGUAUUUCGAUUAUGUAUUUUACGAUUUAAUACCCAGUUUAUUAAAAUUUUAAUAUUAGUUCACUUGUAUUAAAAAUAAUAAUUAUUGUGUUGUGGGUAAUUUGCAUCAGUAGUCAUGUGUGCAUUAAACAACAAAUGGUAUUGUCUGUUGCAAAAUUAUUGUAUGGACGUAAAUAUAAUAUAUCAUGUGAAUUCCAAUUUUUAAAUCAUUCUCAUUAACAAUAAUAUAAUAAUUAUUGAAUAACUACUAUUUAAUAUGUAUUAUUUGUAAUCUUAUAUUUAUAUAUCAUAAGUUAUAAACUAUAAAUAUUAUUUUGUAUCUAUGAAAACCCAAAUUGAUAAAUAGAAAACGAGAUGGCUAAAAAAUUAGAGAAAAUAGUGAUGUGUUAAAACCUAUGUAGUUUAGUAAUUACCGAUACAUAGUCAUGAUGGAACCGUGUUUGUGUAUUUUACAUUUUUGUGAUUUUGUUUGUUUGUAUCGUUUUUAUACGUCAUAUAUUAUAUUGAAUAGAUGUAAACAAAUUAUUUAUAUAAAUAAUAUUUAUAAUUAGCCGCGAAAUUAUAGC